AUGGCAACAGCCGUCGUCGCCGAAGCUCCGACAGCUGCGUCGACCGAGCAGUCGACGGCAGCAGCAUUGCAGGAGCCUGUCGCGUCAGCCAUGGUAGAGACAGUGCCAGAAGUAGUGACAUCGACAGAAGCACCACUCCAGAGAACGAUAUGCCCUCCUAAGAACCCAAUGGCUUGUCUUUUAGAGCUCUCCAACGAGCUCCUCCACUGCAUCUUCGUUGAGAUCGAGCCCGCCGACUUGUCAGCCAUCAGCCGGAGCUGUCGAGCAUUGCACAGCUACAUCCGAGGCAAUAGACUACUGCACAAGGACUUGUACGUGAGGAGAUACGAUGAACCGCCCGCGAAGAGUAGGGAUGCGAAUGACAAAGACAAGCAGCGGUCGGACGGAGAUCUUCUCUCCCGGCUGGACUGGGAGGAUGCCCUGCACAGAUUGGUUAAGAUGGAAAAAAUACUCGAUACCGAUGACAGAGCCGUCAAGAGGGACAACAUCAAGUUCGUGGCCGACGAGAUUAUUGGCAUGAUGGGCAAUGCGCACAUUGACGGAGACGAAAGCCUCAAUAUUCAACUGCUACGAGCCAAGUUUACUCCAGCGCUCGCUGAGAACAUGGACACCUUCCUUUGCUCUUCCUCUCUCUUCGCACGUGCUGGCAACGAGAUGCAACUACCUGCUGACACCGAGGAACUGCAACAACUUUCCGCAAAGCUCCAUUGUUUCUUUGGCGUUCCAAUCGACGAAGUUCCCAAGCGAACCCUCCGGUCUUUCCUCUCAUCUCGGCAUGCUAAUCUGGGCCUGGAGCUGAGCCCUAGUGCCUGCACACGAAGUCAGUCCCGAAAUCUCACAACGCAUCCUUUUGCCAGAAGCAAGGUGUACGAUCUUAGGGAAUACACGGAUGAUACGCUGUGGGGUCCUUUUAUGCACGACGGCAGUGGUAGAGUUGAUUGGGAAAAGGUGGAAGCAAUCAUGAUCGUCUUGGGAUACAACUUGAACAAAUUCUAUCGCAGGAGUGAAGGAAGAUUCCCACAGAUCUGGAAAGACGAGUGGACUGGGGCUACGCCGAACUCCUACAAGUCGGUCCCGUGCCCCGGCCCAACAAGAGAGAUGGAACGGGACGAGGAGAUGUUCAAAAUUCGGGAACUCGCACUCAGCCUUGAUGCACAGGAUCCCUACGGGGUUACUGGCUCCUGGAUGAGGGUGGUUUGCUUCCUCGACUACAACGACCUAUACGCCUUCAACUUCAGCGACAGGAUUCCCGACGACCAGCUACGCGAGCCAAUAGACAUAGAAGAAGGUUUGAUUGACCUCUGCGAGACUGUACGUGAUCACCCAAACUGACGUCUUGUGUUUGCUGUUGUAGCUAUUCGACUGAUCCGCAUCAAGUUGCAAGUGACGCGAAUUGAACCACCAGGAAGUGGAGAUGAAGACGAGGACGAUGAUGGCAUGGACUGGAGCAACUUCCAGGGCGAGCGACUGCCUGUCGUCCAUUUUCGGGGGACCAGUAGAAGCUUGCACGCGAGCUGGGAUCCAAAUGCUAACUCUAGAAUACGAGGCGAGUACAGUAUACGGGUUCUGGUGACAUUAAUAACUAAUAUGCGUUAGGCUCUGUGAGGCAAACACCGGAGGGCGAAAUUCGAUGGACGAGCUUCUCUAUUUUCCAUGGCGAGGAGCGAUGGCGCAGCGAAGGUGUCCAAGUCGGCGGCAUCAAGUCCGCGAGAGGUAUCCUCGGCAACUGGUUUGACAAAGACUACGACUUGCACGGCCCAGCAGGGCCCACAGCUUUCUGGAAGGAGACGGAUGAGUUGGACGAGGAGAAGUCAUCAAGUAUGCCCGUCGCCUUUUUCUGA
This is a messenger RNA of Lecanosticta acicola, 1841 nucleotides long. The record is from the annotation of a GenBank genome assembly. NCBI's taxonomy places the organism in Eukaryota, Fungi, Ascomycota, Dothideomycetes, Mycosphaerellales, Mycosphaerellaceae.